AUGAUGAAAGUCAAAUCGAAAAUUGAAUUCAUCGUUCACGUAGAUAACUAUAAAAAUGUAGAUAUUCUCACUUUCUAAGAAGGUUUCUACCACUUGAGAUUUAUCAUAUAUGUUGUUUUUAACAAUACAAAGCAAGUAAUUCUAGCGUAACCAACUAAUAUUGUUGACUUGGAUAAAUCAAGAUAAAAAUAUAUUUUAAAAAAUAAACUUAAUACAAAUAAUAAUGGAGAACAAUAAGAUACGUAGAAACGUAAAAACAAAGCUAAAAGCAUAAUAGUUCCUCAUAUUUUUAAUGAAUAUCACGCUUACUGUACAAAGACGUUUUUAAUAAGAUCAUUUUUUGAUGAUGAAAUAGUUGGAAUAAAUGAAAUAUGCACAUUUGAAUUGGAUCUCGAAGAUUACCCUCUGCCUCCAGAUGCUUAGAUUAUGAUCGAUUGUGAGCUAAUGUAUGCAUAACUUCCUGAUGAUAAUUAAGAAAUAUAAACAUCCCUUAAAACCAAUCAAAUUUAAUUUAAUUGCGUCUCAUUAUACAAAGCAGAAAUCAACAAAGAAAAUAUAAAAUCUGGUAUAAGUGAAUAUGUGCCAAUUAUUUUUGAUGAAGAUCACUUCAACCUAGCAGGAUUAACUUUACAUUCAUGCAUCACUGAUUUUUGUCAAGCAAGUGGCAACCACGAUUAAAUGAAUUCUCUUAGCAAUCAAAAAUUAAUUAAAUAAAACAGACUUCAACAAUAAACAAAGCAUUACAUGUAGCCAUUUGAUUCUUAAAUUGAUCAAUUUCACACACUUAAACAAAAUAGUAAUGAUGAGUUGAUGAAGUUUUAUGAAACAUAUAUUUCUCUACUACGUGAUUAAUAUUUAGUGACAUGCUCAAACAUAAAGGCAAUUAAGAAAUAUUUUGAUGAGACAGUGACUUGCAAGGAUAUAGUUUACCAAUCAUUGUUUGAGAAAUAUUUACCUGAUGAUUUGCCUGCAAGUUGUGUAAGAUAUAAAUCUAUGUACACUGCAUUUUCUGGAAGUACAGUUGCAGAAAAAGAAUUUAUUUACUAAGGAGAGAAACUUAUAGAAAAUAUAGUUAAGGAAUUAAAUCAGUUGAACAAACUAAAUAUAGCAGUGUGGUACAAGUUCUAAUAAAUGUUUCUAGUUAAUAGCUCCUAGAUAACAAAGAUAUUGAGAAAAAGAUAUAAUAGAUUUAAUAAGCAACUAUGGGAAGAUUUUAUAUGCUCAAGAUCAGUAAUAGUUGACAAUCACUCAAUUUUUACUAAUACCCUUUAAAUUCAACAAAAUGAAGCAGAAUCAAAAUUAGUAAGGUAAAAAGCUUUAACUAAAGAAAAUGCUUACUAUAAUGCUGUUAAAGACAUUCGUAUUCUUUCUGAUAAAAUGCAAAAUCCAGUCAUAUUUAAUGAUAUUUUCUAGUUAAAGUCAAAAGACUAUGAUGACAUAAGAAUCUUUAAAAAAACAGCUUUUCACCUUUUUGUUUUUGUACACGGAUUUCAAGGAAAUGCUUUUGACAUGAGACUUAUAAAAAACCAUAUGAUGCUUCUCUAUCCAGAAUGUCUCUUUUUAUUAUCAAUAUAGAAUGAAGGUAGGACAGAAGGAAAUAUUGAAGAUAUGGGUAAAAACUUAGCUAAAGAAAUUAUAGAUUUUGUUAAAAAGUGGUGUCCAGGAAAAUAAUUGGGUAAAAUUAGUUUUGUUGCUCAUUCCUUAGGUGGUGUUAUUGUUAGAGCAUGUCUUCCCCUAUUGAAAGAAGAUUUCUAAGAUAAAAUGUUUACUUUCUUGAGUUUUGGUGUGCCUCAUCUUGGAUAUAUGCAUUCCAAGCACAGUUUAAUUAAUAUAGGUUUAUGGUUCCUAAAAACUUGGAGAGGAUCUGUGUGCUUAAAUUAAUUAGAAAUGAAGGAUCACAAAGAUUUAAGACAAACUUAUCUCUAUAAUUUAUCCAAAUAAGAAGGAUUAGAAUGGUUUAGAAAUGUUGUAUUUUGUUCUAGUACCCAAGAUCACUAUGUACCUGUUGAAUCUGCAAGAGUGGAAAAAUUACAGGAAUAAGGAGGACAGUCAAUACAAGUUUAUAAUGAAAUGGUUGAUAAUUUACUUUCUAAUCUCAAAAACGAUAUUUAAAGACUGGAUAUAAACUUCGAAAUUAGUGAAAAGGGAUUAGAUACAUUUAUUGGAAGGAAAGCUCAUAUAUUAUUUUUGGAAUUGCAAUCUUUAAUGAGAAUGAUAAUUCAUAAUUUUGAUCAUCUUUUUAUUUGA
Tetrahymena thermophila SB210 is the source of this 2247-nucleotide messenger RNA. Its product is annotated as serine esterase, putative. NCBI's taxonomy places the organism in Eukaryota, Ciliophora, Oligohymenophorea, Hymenostomatida, Tetrahymenidae. The transcript is spliced from 8 exons. The record is from RefSeq and is a predicted model, not a curated record.